UUAUUGGAAAUUUGAGCCGGCGGGGGAGGUCUGAUUUAGACGACGGUGGUUGGUGAGAUUAGAAAGGCAAAAGUUCAGGUUUUGGAUACUGAUAGAUAGACAGGCCGAGUGACACAGAGCUGGGUGGCAGCAACAGAGAGAGAGAGAGAUGUCGAUUACUCUGCAACUUCGUCUUCUUCCCAAUCCCACCAGCACCAACCAUUCUUCUGCAACUGCCACUGCUACCCACUCCGCAUUCCUCUCUCUGCCUUCCAAUCUCUCCUUUGCUGCUUCUUCCUCUCUCUCCAACUCUUCCACCCUUGCCUUCCUCCCAGGUCACAAACUCAAUUCCCUCCAGAAGCCCAGAUUUGCCGCCUCCCCCAUCAGAUGCUCCGCUGCCCAGGAAAAUGGCUCUGGAGCUGUGAAAGAGCGGAGUGUUUCAGUGGUUCUAUUAGCUGGAGGACAGGGGAAAAGAAUGGGUAAUAGGCGAGCAUGCCAAAGCAGUAUCUUCCACUUCUCGGCCAACCAAUUGCUCUCUACAGUUUCUUCACUUUCUCGAAGAUGAUUGAAGUAAAGGAAAUCGUUGUGGUCUGUGAUCCUUCCUACAGGGACGUCUUUGAAGAUGCCACAGAAGGGAUCAACAUUGACCUUAAAUUUGCACUGCCUGGUAAGGAAAGGCAGGAUUCUGUGUACAGUGGUCUUCAGGAGAUAGACCUUAGCUCUGAGCUUGUUUGCAUCCAUGACUCUGCACGACCUCUGGUGCUGGCAGCUGAUGUGAGAAAGGUCAUUAAGGAUGCAUCAGUGAAUGGAGCAGCAGUGCUCGGUGUUCCUCUUAAAGCCACCAUAAAAGAGGCAGAUGGUAAGUCAUUUGUAGUGCGAACUCUUGACCGCAAAACACUAUGGGAGAUGCAAACCCCACAGGUGAUCAAGCCAGAAGUGCUUAGGGAGGGCUUCGAGCUAGUCAAUAGGGAAGGCCUAGAGGUGACUGACGAUGUUUCGAUUGUAGAACAUCUAAAACAUCCUGUUUUCAUCACUGAAGGAUCAUACACUAACAUCAAGGUUACAACACCAGAUGAUAUGCUGCUUGCCGAGAGAAUUCUGAACAUGAAUUGAGCUUUUAGGUUGAGAAGUCAUGAGUUUUUCAAAUGAUUGUUUGCCUACUGUUCUUUUGAGGCCUAACUAUGAAAGGAAAACCAAAUACUCUGGAUUUAAUGCAACGGCAAUAAUACACAGGAUGCAAUCCAUCAUCAAACUUGAACUAUCCAAAUGGAAACAAGCCAGAAUGAAGACCAAAUCUACAACCUUGAUU
Messenger RNA from Linum tenue, 1288 nucleotides. The record is from the annotation of a GenBank genome assembly. Lineage: Eukaryota; Viridiplantae; Streptophyta; Magnoliopsida; Malpighiales; Linaceae.